UGUCAGGAACCGGCAGUUCCAUCUCGGGCGGACAGUCAGCAGGGUUGGUGGAUUUUUCGCGCUUUUUCUCGUCGAUUGCUCGCGUCGCGAUCGCCCGCGUCGAUCGGACGAUCGGCUGAUACGUCGCAGGAUCGUCGCACGACAAGACAUGCGGAAAGAGCGAAGGUCGAAGGGCGUUUGAAGAUGCAGUUUCGAUCGACCCCUACGAGCGGAACGAAAAUCCAGUCGCGUCCUCGUCGCGUCGCUCCGCGUCGUCGUCAUCGUGACGGGACGUCGUUACCGCUCGUCGUUGCCCCGCGAAUCGGUCCCACGGGGCCCGUAAACGUCGAGGGAUGCUCGCGGAGAUGGUCCGGCUGUCCUACCAACACAGGGCGUUCUACUGCUACGUGAUUCUGAGCGUGUGGAUCUUCCUGCUGGUCGCUGGCAUGUAUAAAUAUAUCGGCGUGGAUGAGAAAACUUCGGUGCAAACGAGAAUCUUAAAUAACGAUUUGUCGCUCCGAGAAUUCCCGAGAAAUUUAAAAUCGGACGCGAAGACAAAGAAGAUCUUUCGUUUUUGCAAUUUACCGCACGAGAUAGCUGCAGAGACCGAAGGAAAACUCGACGGCAACUUGACGUUAGGCGGCAUUCUGAUUUUCAUUCGUCACGGUGACAGAGGUCCUUUGACGCACAUACGAAAUAUAAGCAGCAUAAAUUGCGGCGGCGAGACCGGCGCCGGUGGCGUAACGGAAUUGGAAACGAUUUACGAGAAUUAUGUAAAUUUCGUGCAAAAUGUGUCGAGCUAUUCCAAGACCGCCUGGGCCCAAUUCCUGGGGCCGUUUCACGGGCUGCCCGUGUUGCCGGCGAAUGCACGCGACUGCAGGAUCGGUCAGCUGACCACCCUUGGCAUUCUGCAGUUGCUGAAGACCGGAAUCCUGUUGAGAAACGCGUACUAUCACAGGCUCAAUCUCGGCAACGGCACCACCUUCGGCAGGGACGUCAUCGUCUACAGCACUUCCUAUCGUAGGACUGUGCAAAGCGCCGUCGCGUUGCUCUACGCGCUCUUCGAAAAUGACGGUUUCCAGAAUCUGGCGAGGAUCAACCUGCAGGAAAGCCAGAGCUAUGCGUUUUGCAACAAUGAAUGCGCCUGUCCUGCCGCUGAGAAAUUUCUGAAGCAGCAUUUAAAGGAGACUUCCAACCAUCUAAGAUCUCAUCCGGCGGUCGGCGAGCUGAUCAAACAGGCGGCAAGUGCCGUGUUCGAGCUUCCGGAUCAAGCGCAGACCUGCGACCCGAAUACGCUGAGGGACGCUUUAUUAACGUACGUGUGCCACGGGGCCUCCCUGCCGUGCGCCGACCUCGCGGAGGACGCGUUAAAGACGACGACGCAGAGGACGUGCGUCAAGACCGACCACGUUACCGGGUUGUUCGCCUACACGGACUGGGAGUCCAAGCAGGUCGCCAAGAGCAGCAGCCGCAACAAGUACGGGCUCCUCAAGGCGUACGGGAUGCUGCGUGGCAUCGUCACCUUCAUGCUCCGCAUCAUCUCCGAGGCCAGGCCCAAGAUCGUCCUCUACUCCGGCCACGACAAGACUUUGGAGUACCUUGCCACCGCUCUUGGCGUGGUCUCCGACGUGGCGACUCAUUACGCCUCGAGGCUCGUCAUCGAGAUCUACAAGAUCAAUCCGAGGAACGACAAUCGUCUCGCCAGCGAUUUUUACUUUCGCGUCGUCGCCAACGGUCGGGAUCUCACGCCGAAGAUCCCGUUCUGCCGAAACGCGAACACUUAUGUCAGCGACGACGGGGAUCAAGGAGCGGGCAAGAAGGGCGUCGUCAAGCUGUGUCCGAUAGAGAACAUCGUCCGACAAUUGCACGAUGAUUAUUUCGUGCCGUUCAACGCGACGAACUUUAAGGAUGCUUGUUCGAGUCACAAGAUUCGCUAAAAUUAAUUGAACGUGAUGGUCGAACGAAAAGAUCCUCCAUAAAAGAGUAGGCGAGUUAAAAGGAAUUGAGGGAAAAUUAUUUGAUAAAAAUUAAAUAAUAAUACAAAUUAUCCUUAAAAUUAUAGUACUCUAAGAUUUUUAACACUUUUAUGGGUUCUCCAUUUGGUCUCUCUUUUAUUCUCAAUAUAUGGGACUUUGUAGUUACUCUAUUAGUAACCACUCAGACAGCACACAUGUCCAAAAGACAUCUAAAAGACACUUUAAAGACGUCUUAAAGUCCUCUAGAUGUCUUUUAGUGCUGUCAAGUACCAAGUAUAUGUGAGAAAUAAAAGAAAAGUCUAUUUGAUAUAUAUCUCAAUUUGUAAAAUAAAAAAUUUAUGUCUUCUCUUGUAAUCCAAAUAGAUUAGCAUCUUGAAGAAUAAAAAUGAAUGAUAAAAAUUAAUCGAUAGAAAUAAAAAAAGAGAAGAAUGAAGAAACAUUGGAGAUGUAUAAAAUGCCAGUCUCCCGUUAUAGAGAUUAGAAGUUUGACUUUACAAAGGGAAUUCUUAUCAAUUCUUUUUAAUUCAUUUACUUCUUGCAUGGAGAUUAGAUUGGGUCGAAUGAGUUUUUGAUUAGCGCUAUGUGUCGUAGAACAUAAGCCAACGUGAAAGUAAUUACCAAUAUUAAUAUUCGAAAAAGUUUAAAGAGAUAAUCCUUAAAUUUUUCCAGUAAAUUCUCAUAUGUGCGAUGAGAUAUAAGUCACACUUAGAAUUCAGUCUUUCCACUUGACAAGAAAGUAAUCCAUCUUGAUUCUAUUGUGAAAUAGUCGUAUAGAAAUACUCAAAGUUCAGUUUAAAUUUCUUUUACAUCUCUUGAUACAUCAACGCAUAUACAUUUAAGAAAAUUUCAGAUUGUCAAAAAUUAUAAGAAAACCGAAAAAACAAAAGAGUACAUAAAUUGUCAUCUUAGCAAGGAACAGGAGCCUUAUCUUCAUAUAGAUCAUUCAUCUAAAACUUUAAAGUAUCUUUAGAUAAAUCAAAGAACGAUAGCACUAAUGAAUCGAUUAGUCGAUUAUCACAUAUAUUUUA
This is a messenger RNA of Camponotus floridanus (Florida carpenter ant), 2983 nucleotides long. Its product is annotated as 2-phosphoxylose phosphatase 1. The transcript has 4 exons. The record is from RefSeq and is a predicted model, not a curated record. Bases 333 to 1916 code for a protein of 527 amino acids. NCBI's taxonomy places the organism in Eukaryota, Metazoa, Arthropoda, Insecta, Hymenoptera, Formicidae. Gene Ontology annotation, biological process: dephosphorylation. Gene Ontology annotation, molecular function: phosphatase activity.